AUGACAACCUAUAAGCCAAAGAACAUUCUUAUUACCGGUGCGGCUGGCUUCAUUGCUAGCCAUGUCGCCAACCGCCUCAUCCGUAACUAUCCUGAAUACAAGGUUGUGGUUCUCGACAAGCUAGACUACUGCUCCAAUCUGAAGAACCUGAAUCCCUCUCGUUCCUCCCCUAACUUUAAGUUUGUCAAGGGAGACAUCGGCAGUGCUGAUCUUGUUAACUACAUUCUAAUCACUGAAUCCAUUGAUACAAUCAUGCACUUUGCAGCGCAGACCCAUGUUGAUAAUUCCUUUGGCAAUUCAUUUGAGUUUACCAAGAACAACAUCUAUGGAACCCAUGUUCUGCUAGAGGCUUGCAAGGUGACUGGCCAGAUCAGAAGGUUUAUUCAUGUCAGUACUGAUGAGGUGUAUGGAGAGACUGAUGAAGAUGCUGUGGUUGGUAACCAUGAGGCAUCUCAGCUCCUCCCAACAAACCCAUACUCUGCCACUAAAGCGGGCGCUGAAAUGCUUGUCAUGGCUUAUGGCAGGUCAUACGGCCUCCCUGUCAUAACAACGCGAGGGAACAAUGUCUAUGGGCCGAACCAGUUCCCUGAGAAGCUUAUUCCCAAAUUUAUCCUCUUGGCUAUGAAAGGACAGCCCCUUCCCAUCCACGGUGAUGGGUCUAAUGUGAGAAGCUACCUUUACUGUGAGGAUGUAGCCGAGGCUUUUGAGGUUGUGCUUCACAAAGGUGAAAUUGGGCAUGUUUAUAAUAUAGGGACAAAGAAAGAGAGGAGGGUGAUUGAUGUCGCGAAGGAUAUAUGCAAGCUUUUCUCAUUGGAUCCAGAAAACGCUAUCAAGUUUGUCGAGAACAGACCGUUCAAUGAUCAGCGAUAUUUUUUGGAUGAUCAAAAGCUUAAGAAUUUGGAUUGGUCUGAGCGAACCACGUGGGAGGAAGGGUUGAGAAAGACAAUGGAAUGGUAUACCAGCAAUCCUACUUGGUGGGGAGAUGUCUCUGGAGCACUUGUGCCUCAUCCGCGGAUGCUAAUGAUGCCUGGGGUUGAAAGGCAACCUGAUUGUUCUGAAGAAAUCAAGAACACGGAGUCAGAAAGCAGCCCGGGUCAGAACAAGAUGAAUGUUCCGGCUUCAAGGGGGGCAGCUGCUUCUCCUAAGAAGUCUUCUUUUAAGUUUUUGAUUUACGGGAGGACUGGAUGGAUUGGGGGCCUUCUUGGGAAGAUAUGUGAGAAGCAAGGGAUCCCAUAUGAGUAUGGGAGGGGGCGGUUGGAGGACCGGUCUCAGCUGAUCUUGGAUAUUCAGAAUGUGAAGCCAACCCAUGUGUUCAAUGCUGCCGGAGUUACUGGCAGGCCUAAUGUUGACUGGUGUGAAUCUCACAAGCCUGAGACGAUUCGCACCAAUGUCGUUGGCACGUUGACUCUGGCAGAUGUAUGCAGGGAGCAUGGCUUGUUAAUGAUGAACUAUGCUACUGGCUGUAUAUUUGAAUAUGAUGCUGGCCACCCUGAAGGUUCUGGUAUUGGUUUCAAGGAGGAAGACAAACCAAAUUUCACCGGUUCAUUCUACUCAAAGACAAAAGCUAUGGUUGAAGAGCUUAUGAAAGAAUUUGAAAAUGUGUGCACUCUCAGAGUCCGCAUGCCAAUAUCUUCCGACCUUAGCAAUCCUCGCAACUUCAUCACUAAGAUUUCUCGUUACAACAAAGUUGUUAACAUUCCAAACAGCAUGACAAUCUUAGAUGAGCUUCUGCCCUUAUCAGUUGAGAUGGCGAAAAGGAACUGCAGGGGCAUAUGGAACUUCACCAACCCUGGUGUUGUAAGCCACAAUGAGAUCUUGGAGAUGUAUAAGAAAUACAUUGACCCCGGCUUUGAGUGGGCUAACUUUACACUUGAAGAACAGGCUAAAGUCAUCGUUGCAGCUCGAAGCAACAACGAGAUGGAUGCAUCAAAGUUGAAAAUGGAGUUCCCGGAGUUGCUAUCAAUCAAGGAUUCACUGAUCAAGUAUGUCUUUGAACCUAACAAAAAGGUUUUCGCUGAAUAAAACUACAACCAACUGCAUGGAAGUUUGGUAGUUGUUGCAUGGGAUUUCUAUUAUUAUGAUUUACGCUUCUGUGCACUUAUUAUUAUUUGCUAUAUCUAGUCCUAGAUAAGAUUUUCAUUGCUAGUGCUAAUGUGCUCAUCUAUGUUCAUGUGACUAUGGUUGAAGCUACUGCUUCUUGACGUGGUUGCAUUGUAAUUUUGGAUUCUAGUAAUGGAGCUAUGUUAUCGAUCAAACUUUGCCUUUUA
This is a messenger RNA of Dioscorea cayenensis subsp. rotundata (Guinea yam), 2267 nucleotides long. RefSeq names its product trifunctional UDP-glucose 4,6-dehydratase/UDP-4-keto-6-deoxy-D-glucose 3,5-epimerase/UDP-4-keto-L-rhamnose-reductase RHM3. Lineage: Eukaryota; Viridiplantae; Streptophyta; Magnoliopsida; Dioscoreales; Dioscoreaceae. Gene Ontology annotation, molecular function: dTDP-glucose 4,6-dehydratase activity. The record is from RefSeq and is a predicted model, not a curated record. Bases 1 to 2022 code for a protein of 673 amino acids. The transcript has 2 exons. Gene Ontology annotation, biological process: nucleotide-sugar metabolic process.